AUGACGGUCCUAUUUCUUCUCCCUCUGUUUAUCCUCACUGCGCUGUCCUCCCUCACCUCCGCGGCGUCGGACUAUCACGAAGAGCUCGUCCUACAACCGUUACCCCAAUCUGCUCUGCUAUCAUCCUUCAAUUUCCGAAGUAAUACAUCUCAGGAAUCCUUUGAGCAACGACAUUUCCGAUAUUUCCCCCGCGCUCUCGGCCAGAUCUUGCAACACGCUCACACGAAGGAGCUGCAUCUCCGAUUCACAACGGGAAGAUGGGAUGCUGAAAGCUGGGGUCCCCGACCUUGGAAUGGUUCGAAAGAAGGAGGCACAGGUGUAGAGCUAUGGGCUUGGAUAGAUGCCCCGAACGAUGAGGGGGCAUUUGCGAAAUGGAUCACUUUGACACAGUCCUUAUCAGGCCUCUUUUGCGCAUCUUUGAACUUCAUUGACUCGACUCGAACUACUCGACCGGUUGUCUCCUUUGAACCUUCCGGGGAUCACUUCCCCUCGAGCCAAUUACAUCUUCUCCAUGGAACGCUUCCUGGCGAGGUUGUCUGCACAGAAAACCUCACACCCUUUUUGAAACUCCUUCCCUGCAAAGGAAAGGCAGGUGUUUCUAGUUUGUUCGAUGGUCAUAAGCUGUUUGAUGCUUCGUGGCAGAGCAUGUCUGUUGAUAUCCGCCCCGUUUGCCCCUCGGAAGGCGAAUGUUUGGUGCAGAUUGAGCAGACUAUAGACAUGGUGCUUGAUCUUGAUAGGUCAAAACGACCUCGAGAUAACCCCAUCCCGCGGCCAGUCCCUGCUGACCAGCUUGUGUGUGACACUUCCAAGCCUUACCAUUCGGGAGAUACUUGUUAUCCUUUGGAGAAAACUUCCGAGAAAGGAUGGAGCCUAACAGAAGUUUUUGGGCGCAGUAUCAGUGGUGUCUGUCCGCUCGCAGACGACCAGGGCUCUAGCGAAGAGACUGUUUGCCUCCGUGUGCCACAUGAAAGAACAGUGUAUAUGUCUCCGGAGGCCUCUGAGAACAAGGAUUCAAAUGGAAUAUCCCGCUGCUUUAGCUUGCACCCUUCGAACCCAUUCGACUUAGUCCUCCCGGAGCAGGAGGUCCAGGCCAAUGUCCCACUAGAUGAGCCUGUUCUGCGUGCGGAGCGAACUAUUGUUGGCCACGGCCAAGAACGGGGAGGCAUGCGGAUCAUUUUUGAUAACCCGUCGCUAACCAGUGCUGUUGACUUCAUUUAUUUUGAGACUCUCCCGUGGUUUCUGAGGCCUUAUGUCCACACACUGCAAGCUACUAUUACAGGACUUGAUGGCGUUCCCCGACAAGUUGCAGCAUCCGAGAUCAUCAAGGAAACAUUUUACAGACCUGCAAUUGACCGAGAGCGUGGUACCCAGCUCGAACUGGCGCUGUCUGUCCCUGCUGCCUCUACCGUGACGCUUACAUACGACUUUGAGAAAGCCAUCCUACGGUACACUGAGUAUCCACCCGAUGCCAAUCGCGGAUUCAAUGUUGCUCCCGCAGUGAUAAAACUUGUGAGCUUAGAGGAUGAUGCCAAUACUCGACAAACCCCGAUCUACAUCCGUACGACCAGUCUUCUCCUUCCUCUCCCGACUCCCGAUUUCAGUAUGCCGUACAAUGUGAUCAUUCUCACCAGUACCGUUAUCGCACUUGCCUUUGGCAGCGUCUUCAACUUGCUUGUUCGUCGUUUUGUCUCGGCAGAGGAAGCAGCUGCACUUACGUCGCAAACACUCAAAGGCCGAAUCGCUAGCAAGGUGGUGGCUUUGCGUGAUCGGGUGCGUGGGAAGUCUUCAAAGGUGGAAUAG
Molecule: messenger RNA, 1800 nt
Organism: Aspergillus wentii DTO 134E9
Lineage: Eukaryota; Fungi; Ascomycota; Eurotiomycetes; Eurotiales; Aspergillaceae
Gene: gpi16
Product: GPI-anchor transamidase subunit GPI16
Exons: 3
Coding region: 1-1800 (599 amino acids)
Biological process (GO): attachment of GPI anchor to protein
Cellular component (GO): GPI-anchor transamidase complex
Source: RefSeq, a predicted model, not a curated record